AUGCUGCCUGGCUCGGUUCAGGUUUGGUUCGGCGCAGCAACGCGACAGGCGGCGGUGGGGGUGGAGAUUGGCUCGUCGGCGGCUCAGGAUGUGAUUGGAACGCUGGGGCUCGAUACACUCACAUUCCUGGUGGCCACCGUUAUUGUCAUCCCCUUCUUCCGCAGCUUCAAAGCCAGUCCGAUUCUCGGCUUCCUGCUCUCAGGAGUGGCUCUCAACCAGCUGGGACUCAUUCGCAACAUCUCGGAUGUCAAGGCACUCUCGGAACUCGGAAUCCUCUUCCUGCUCUUCGAGAUGGGUCUGGAGCUGUCUAUCGAACGUCUCAGGGCUCUUGCCAAGUUUGCCUUUGGCAUGGGACUGCCGCAGGUGCUGCUAACAACGCUCGCUUUUGCAGCAUUUGAGCUCCCACCCGACAACGCCAUUGGCACUCGCCUGCUUGAGUGGGCUGCUUCUGCCCGCCCCGACCUGGUGAACAUCCGGUCAGUGGACGAGGCACUUGUCAUCGGGGCUGCUCUCUCGCUCUCCUCCUCUGCCUUCGUACUUCAGCUCCUGUCAGAGAAAGGAGAGCUCGCCACCCGUGUCGGCUCAGCCACUCUUGGGAUUCUAUUGCUGCAGGACAUUGCUGUGGUGCCUCUGCUGGUCAUCCUGCCCAUCCUUGAGAGCGGUGAUUUCACUGAUGACAGCCUAUUCCCGCUCCUCGCAGCAGCAGGACUCAAGUCCCUGCUGGGCUUGGGCGUGCUGCUCUACAUGGGCCGGCUCUUUCUCAGAAGGUUCUUCGAGUUUGUGGCUGAGUCGCGCAGCACGGAGGCCUUUGUGGCGCUCUGCCUGCUCACUGUCACAGGGACGUCCCUCAUCACGAGCAAAUUGGGUUUCAGUGAUUCGCUCGGAGCGUUCUUGGCAGGAGCGUUGCUAGCAGAAACCAACUACCGCACACAGGUCGAAGCUGACAUUCGUCCCUUCAGGGGUCUGCUGCUGGGUCUCUUCUUCGUCACCACCGGCACAUCCAUCGACCUCAGUCUCCUAGCAGCGGAAUGGCCUAACAUUCUCCUCCUCCUCUCUGGCCUCAUCGCCAUCAAGACCGCCAUCAUCACGGCACUCGGCCCGCGUGUCGGCCUCUCGCUGCCCGAGUCCAUCCGCACGGGCCUUCUUCUUUCCCAAGGGGGAGAGUUCGCCUUCGUCGUCUUUGCCCUCGCCAGCCAGCUGGGAGUCCUCCCAGACGAGUUGAACCGGCUGCUCAUUAUUGUGGUGAUGGGCAAGCGUCUGGGCUUCCCCGUCCUCUACGGUGACGGGUGUCGCCCGGCGGUGCUCGAGUCGGCGGGCAUUCCGCGUCCGCUAGUGGCCAUCGUGGUGUACUCGGGCCACCAGAAGUCGAUGGGCAAGCGCCUGGGCUUCCCGGUCCUCUACGGGGACGGUUGUCGCCCGGCAGUGCUCGAGUCGGCGGGCAUUCCUCGUCCGCUAGUGGCCAUCGUGGUGUACUCGGGCCGCCAGCAGUCGGUGUCAUCUGUGGAGCGACUACACGACGCCUUCCCGGGGCUGCCCAUCUACGCCCGCGCAGUGGACGCAACUCAUCUGGCGGAGCUCAGAAAGGCUGGUGCCACAGACGUUGUGCUGGAGAGUGCAGAGGUGAGACGCGUGGGCAGUAGAUUGUGUGCAGAGGUGAGGCGCGUGGGGAAGAUUGAGGGGUACGAUGAGGUUGAGGAGGGUGCUGGAGAGUGCAGAGGUGAGCCGUGUGGUGUGGAGGUGGAUUAUAGAGGGGUACGAGGAGGUUGGGGAGGGUGGCCCGUGCAGCUGAGAAGGGCCGGCGCCACAGGCGUGGUGCUGGAGAGUGCAGAGGCCGGCCUUCGGCUCGGCUCCAUGCUACUCCAAGACAUGGGUGUGAUGAGAGACGAUGUGGUGUUUCUGCGGCGACUCAUGCGAGAGGCUCUUGACUCGGAGGCUGUCACUCGGCGCACGGGGGGACAACGGUUGCUCAAGGACAGAUCGGAUCUGGGCGGCAGCUGGCCGGCCAAGGAGGAGAAUCUGGGCGGCAAGCGGGCGGCGAAGGAGGAUUUGGGCGGCAGUGGGGCUGAUGUGAAGGGUGGCGAUUCCAGGCUGGUGGUGAGGGCUAACAGAGAAGAUGAGUCGGAUGUGGAGGAAGAUGGCAGUGAGGGAGUGGAGGAGGCGGGCUCUUUUUUGGUGACGGAUGAUGGGCUACAGUAUUUUUCGGACGGUGAAGAUUUUGUUGACACGAAGAUAGUUUUCGCAACCAUGGCGUUAGCUCGCCGGUUUAAUAAAAUGUUCGUUCAAGGAGGAAAGCAGGACGGGCCCCCGACCCCUUCCCGCAAGCCUCGCAAUCCGCAAUCGCAAUCGUCGUCGCAAGAUCUCGACAACAACAGCGAGCCGCGUCGCUCGCGAUCGUUCGGACGUCGCAGCUACGACAGCAGCGCGGCUCCCGCCGCCGCUGCGACUCCACCCACCGACGCUUUCGCAAAAAUGCGGUUACCAACGUCGAGUUCGCUGGACGGGAAACGGGAUUCCGCGGGUCAAUCGGUGGACCACGGCGCGCACGAUCAUAUCGUGGAUUCCCCCGAUAAAGUCACAUCGAAAUGGAGCAAAGCCGACUGGCAGGACAUUAUCAGCGCCCUAGAGACGGCUUCUAAAGGGUGUCACAAGUGCGGGGACUCCUCCGCCAAUCCUGCCCUUGCCUCCGCCCUGCGCCUCGUCUCUCAGCUAAAAGCCGGUGGCAAUCACAAUCACAACGACACCCUCUCCUCCGCCGGCACCUCUCCCAGACCUAAUCCCCGAGCCUCCCCCGGACCUCACCCCCGAGCCUCCUUCCCGGACAUGCACGGCGCAAUGACGGACGUGGGCCCGUCCGCGUGCCCGUACCUAGGCGGAAAUGCUGGGGGAGGGGGGGCGGGGGGAGACGCGGGGGAAGGAGGGCCGCGGGUGGCGGGGCUGGUUCGGACGAACUCGGGCGCGAGCAGUAACACGGACUCGCUUAUAACGGGGACGACUCAUAGCGUGGGAGCGGGAGGGGGUGGAAACGUGAGUGCAGCCGACCUUCUGAAUCGGCGCAUGCUGUCAAUGAUUACUAAGGCACAUGAGCUUUACGCCAAGGACACGACCCCCAACGGAAGCAAGGUGGCGGAUUUCCUGCUCUCGCAGCUGCUGGAGCUCACGCAGUCGCCUGCUGGCUUCAUCUGUAGCGCCGUCAGAAAGAACGACGGCGCUGUUUCGCUGAAGACCCACUCAAUCACCAACUUCGCAUGGACCAGGGAGCUGCGACUGUGGUACACAGAGAAUGCUGCCAAGGGGCUCGUAUUCAGCAACCUCAACACGCUCUUCGGCCAUAUUGUGAAGACCAGCGACGUGGUUCUCAGCAACAACGCCGUUGACGACCCCCGCUCCUCGGGCCUGCCCCCCGGCCACCCCAUCAUCCACACCUUCCUGGGCGUGCCACUCUUCCAUGGUUCCGAGCUGAUAGGCGCGUGGGCGGUGGCUAAUAGGAAGGCAGGGUAUGAGGAGUCGAUGCUGGGGGAGCUGCAGCAUGUGACUAAAACGGUGGCUCAGAUCGUGGCGGGCAUUCAGGGCAGGAAGAAAGCGGCCGAGAAGGAGAAACGCAUGGUGUCCAUGCUCAAGAGCACCAUAGACGCUAUUAUAGCUCUGGAUGAGGGCGGCACCAUCACGGCAAUGAACCGCGCGGCGAGGAACCUUUUUGGAUUCACCGAAUCUGCCAGUGGCAGCAGUGGGGAUGACGUGGACGCGUCUACCCUUCCCGACACCCUCCACAUCACGGACCUUCUUGAGUCUGUGGAUGGCUCAGAGGACUUCAUAGAGACUGGCCUCGACACAUUCAUAGGAGACGACCACCCGGUGUCGGCCGUCGGGCGGCAGAUUGUGGGCGGCAAGGUCUUUUUGGAGCUAUCUGUGGCGUCAGGCGCUGCUGCUGACGUGGCAUACGUGCUGACAGCGCGCGAGUUACAGGCAGGGGGUGGGAACGUGCAUGUACCUGGCACUCCAGGCUCUGCUUACAGUGGGGGAGGAGGGAGGAGCAUGGGUGGGGAGAUGGCGGACAUGGGGGCCAUGGGGAGAAUGGGGGCCAUGGGGGGAAUGGGGGGCAUGGGAGGAAUGGGGGGAAUGGGGGGCAUGGGAGGAAUGGGGGGCAUGGGGGGGAUGGUGGGCAUGGGCAUGGGUGGGGGUAUGCGUGGGGGCAUGAGUGGGGGUAUGGGUGGGGGCAUGGGUGGGGGCAUGGGGGCUUAUGAGAUGAUGGGGAAUGGUCGGGGUGGGAUGGGUGCAAUGAGGCCCGCUGCUGGUGGUGGUGGUGGGGUGGGUGCUGGGGCAUCUGCUGGUUCGGAAUUCGGUGGUACGGGUGGCGGUGCUGCUGCUGCUGCUGGUGCUGGUGGUGGUGGCAUUAAGUUGGAAGGGCUUGAUAUCAAGCCUCACGCCUUCGCGGCAGCUCCAAUGGAAGGCGUGGAGAUGGAGGAAGUUGUGCAGGGUGUCGAGGCACCUUCUAACGAGGAUAGAAACGCUUCCGCGGCGGAGCCAGGAUCGAGCACCGCGGAACACUUUGCGGCGACGGAUGCGGGUUUCGCGGCGUCCGAUGCGGCGCCGGAUGCGGCGGCUGAUGCGGGGUACUCGGCGCACGAGAGCGCGGCAGCGGCGGCCGCGGCGGCCGCGGCGGAGCUGGAAGGCGACGGAAGGGACGCGGAAGGAACGACGGCAGCGCCGACGACGGUGAUCACGGAAGAUGCUGAGAACCUUCUGGACGACAUGCUGGGAGAGUCGGAUCCUACUGCCGAGCCUACUGCUGCCGAGCCUGUUCCUGUAGGUGAUGCACAAGCUGCAACCACUGGGGUUGGUGGGGAGUUCCCUGCCGAUGCUACCCCCGAGGUUCCUCCCACUGCUGCGGAAACACCUGCAGAGGAAUCUGCUCCUGCCGAGGAAUCGGCUCUAGCGGAGGGAGCAGCAGCAGGCGCACUAGAUGGAACCGGAACUGGUGCAGAGGAACCUGUUGCUGCAGAGGAAUCUGCUCCUGCAGAGGAGAGUCAACCGCAGGUUGAUAACCAGGAGUCUGUUCCGCCAGUGGGGGACGCACAGGCGGAGGGGGAAGCGGGUCCGCCAGUAGAGGGGAUGGGUAUGGAUGUGAAGCAUGAUGAUGGGAGUGGUGCGCACGGGCAGGAGGAACUAGGGCAGCCUAUAGCGGGUAUGGGAAUGGAUGUGAAGGUGGGUGAUGGAGGCGUGGAAGGGGGGCAGGUGGUGGGGGGAGAGGGGGAGAUUAUAGGGGAGGGAGGACAGGUGGUGGGGGGAGAGGGGGAUGUUAUGGGGGAGGGAGGGCAGGGGGAGGGAGAGCAUGUGGGAGAGCAUAUAGAUGAGCAGGAGGGGGAUGAAGCACUUCGGCUUCGGAUGGGAAUGGAUGUGAAGCCUGAUGGGGAAACUCCUGGGGAGAUUGCGCAGGGGGAAGUGGGGGGAGAGGCGCAAUACGAGCCGCAGGUUGGCGCAGUUGGCAGUGCGGGCGGGGAGCAUGGGGAGCAGGGGGGGCAGCCGUAUGAAACGGGGGCGCAGGUGGGGGGAGCGCAGGAGCAUGGGGGUGGGGAGUAUGUGGGGGAGGCUUAUGCGGGGCAUCAGCAGGAGGGGGAGUUGUAUGCGGGGCAGCAGCUGCAGGGGCAGGAGUAUGCAGGGCAGCAGCAGGAGGGGGAGGCUUAUGUGGGGCAGGAGCAGCAGGGGCAGGAGUAUGCAGGGCAAGUUGUGGGAGGAGAUGUGGAUAUGCAGGAGCAGCAGCAAGGGGCGGUGGUGGGGGAGGGAGGAGAGGUGGGGGAAGCGGAAGCAGCACAUAUGGCUGGGGGCGGGGAGGGAUACACUGACGCGGGGACCCACGAAGGGUAUGCAGCAGAAGCAGGGGCUCAAGGGGGGUUCACACAAGAAAUGGGCAAUGAAGGGUACACUCUAGGGGAAUCGCAGGGUGGGUACACGGGCGAGCAGGGCCAUGAGGGGUACGGGCAAGAGGUUGCGCAUGCAUAUGCGCAAAUGGAGGGACACGUGGCACAGCCUUACGGGGAAGGGGGGAUGGCAGCAGAAGGGCAUGCGGAAGGAGAAACCACAGCAGGAGGAAUGGCAGUAGGAGAAGCAGCGGCAGGGGAAGCUGCAGCAGCGGAAGCAACAGCGGCAGCAGGAGGAGGAGAAGGCGCAGGGGCAGAAGAAGGGGCGGGAGCGGGCGGGAAGGAGAUGAUCCUGGCUGGCACAGAGGCAACAGAUCGGAUCCUGUCAAGUGUGGAGGCGGCAGAUCUGAUUCUGACGCAGCAGCAGCUGCCACAGCCGCCGCCCGGCCCGGCCGUGGGGAACCUGAUGAUGCUGCCCAUGCUUCUGGACCAGAUCGAGGCGCAUAUCCUCUUCUAUGGGCGCAUCUUCCGCAAGGAGCCUUUGGAGGAGGAGCUGCGGAAUCUCGUCUUUGCCUCCAUGCCCUCAGACCUAGGCACACCGGAGCACGAGCGCUGGCUCGAAGUGGUGACUGCAGAGGAAGCAGCAGAGAAGGUGACUGCUGAGGAAGCAGCAGAGAAGGUUCCUGCAGAGGAAGAAGCAGAGAAGGUGACUGCAGAGGAAGCAGCAGAGAAGGUGCCUGCAGAGGAAGCAGCAGAGAAGGUGCCUGCAGAGGAAGCAGCAGAGAAGUUGUCUGCAGAGGAAGCAGCAGAGAAGGUGACUGCAGAGGAAGCAGCAGAGAAGUUGCCUGCAGAGGAAGCAGCAGAGAAGUUGCCUGCAGAGGAAGCAGCAGAGAAGUUGCCUGCAGAGGAAGCAGCAGAGAAUGCAGGAAAGGCCAUGCUGGCACUGGACCGUGAUCUCGACGCCAUGUGGCAGGAGCUCUAUGAGGUGGACAACUGCCACGUGGAGGCUGACAGCUCAGCAGGGAAGCUGGCCGCGCAGGCGCUGGCAGCUGCUGCUGUGGCCCGCGCGUCAGCCGCUGCUGCCAAGUCAGCGUGGGACUUGGUUAAGUAUUACCGGAGCAAGGUGGGGUUGAUUAUGAUGGAGGAGGAGGGGAGGGAGUGGAGGGAAGGGGGCGGUGGAGGAAGGGGGAGAGGAGGGAAGAAGGGGGAGAAAGGGGGAGUGAAAUAUGUACUUGCGCUGCAGGUUAAGCCGAGGAGGGUUAGGAGGACGGCUAGGGAGCUUGGGAAGAUGGGGGAUGGGGUGUGGGAGGAGGAGGAGGAUGAGGAGGAAGUGGAGGGGCUGGAAGGGGUGCAGGGGGCGACGCCUAUGGACGAAUCAGGUGCUGCCACGUGGGCGGAGGAAGAGGGGUUUGUGGGAGGAGGAGGGGGAUCGGGGGGGAGGGGAGGAAUAGGGGGAGGGGUAGGCGGAGGGAUGGGGGGAGUGGUAGGCGGAGGGGUGAGCCCUGUGGCGUUUCAGGGGUAUGAGGGGACGCCUGGGGGGAGGGGAAGCGGAAGAGGCAGGGGGAGGGGGAGGGGGAGAGGCAGGGGGAGGGGCAGGGGCAGGGGGAGGGGGAGGGGGCGUGGGCGGAAGUCAGUCUGGGACGAGGGGGAGGAUGAGGGGGAUGAAGGGGGGGAGUGGCGGAUGGGGAAGAGGUCACGGGGGGAGAUGGAGGGAGGGGGGGAGUAUGGGGAGGAGGAAGGGGAGGAGGCGGAGGAGGAGGGGGGGCAGACUCUGCGACACAAGUUCAGUGUGGGGUCAUUUGUGGAGGUAUGUAAAAGUCCUUUCACUAUACAAAUUGCAGGUGUGGAGACGACUUUUGAGGCAUCUCGGGAGAGGGGGGCAGGCUCUACGGCACGGCAGACACUGCGGCACGAGUUCAGUGUGGGGUCGUUUGAGGAGUUCACUGUGGGGUCGUUUGUGGAGGUAUGCAUGGCGCAUGGCAUGGCCUUUUUUUCGGAGCUAUGUGUGGGGUGUGGCCUCUUUUGUGGUCUGGGAAUGGCGUGGCUAACUCUUCUCACAUGUAUCUGUGUGCCCGUGCUUGCACUUUAUGUUCUGUCUGUUUGGGCAGGUCGCGUCCAACGAGGAGGGCCUGAGCGGCAGCUGGUUCACGGGCACGGUGCUGCAGAUUGCUUUCAACUGUUAGCCUGUCGCGUCCAACGAGGAGGGCCUGAGGAACAGCUGGUUCACGGGCACGGUGCUGCAGAUGGUGGGAAACCACCAAUUCACGCAUACCCUUCUCAUGUGUGUGUGCCCAUGCCUGCACGUGAUGCUGUCUCUGUGCGGCAGGUGGCCUCCAAUGAAGAGGGCCUGAGGGGCAGCUGGUUCACGGGCACGGUGCUGCAGAUAGUGGGCAAACCACCAAUUCACGCAUACCCUUCUCAUGUGUGUGUGCCCAUGCCUGCACGUGAUGCUGUCUCUGUGCGGCAGGUGGCCUCCAAUGAAGAGGGCCUGAGGGGCAGCUGGUUCACGGGCACGAUUCUGCAGAUAGUGGGCAAACCACCAAUUCACGCAUACCCUUCUCAUGUGUGUGUGCCCAUGCCUGCACGUGAUGCUGUCUCUGUGCGGCAGGUGGCCUCCAAUGAAGAGGGCCUGAGGGGCAGCUGGUUCACGGGCAGGCACGGUGGCAUCCAACGAGGAGGGCCUGAGGGGCAGCUGGUUCACGGGCACGGUGCUGCAGAUUGUGGGCAACAGGGCGUUGGCACGCACCAGUUGGAGGAGUGGGUGGGUCUGAUCCCCCCCUCCCCCGCUGCAGGCGACGCCUCUCGCUUUGUCUCGGGCGUGCCGUCAGCCCCCCAGAGGAAGGGGCAGCAGCCGGAGAGGCGGCUUAACCCACCUGCUACCCUUCCUUCCCAACCCCUCCCCCUCACUCCACCAGGCACGCACCAACUGGAGGAGUGGGUGGGACUCAUCCCCCCCUCCCCCGCUGCAGGCGACGCCUCUCGCUUUGUCUCGGGUGUGCCGGGGAGAGGGUCGACGCGUGUGGUCUUUCUCGCUCAAUCUCCCUCUCACCCCCUCUCGCUCUCCUCCCCUCCACCUCUCCUUCCAUUUCCCCCUCUCCCCGUAUCCCUUUCUCGGCAACACAGGUGGUGGGAGGGGGUGGUCACAGCAGUGGACGCACAGGGUCCCAAACUCCCUUCUCCUUCCUGUUCUUACCUCUCAUCCCACCGUCCCGCCCUCUCUCACCUUCCCCCCCUGUUCCUUGUCCCACAGGUGGUGGGAGGGGGUAGUCACAGCAGUGGACGCACAGGGCCCCAAAAUCAGAGGCUUCACUGUGGAGUUUCCAGAGCCACCUCUGGCGCCUUGCUUGCUGCUAACUGCCACUCCUCUCCCCCUGCUCCCCCCUUGCUCUUCCCCCCUGCUCUGCUCUCCCCCGCUGCUCCCUCUGCUCCUCCCCCUGCUCCCCCUCCUGCCCCUCUUUCCCUCCCCCAUCCCAUCACCGCCACCUGCUGUUGUGGCAGGGUACGGGGAGAUGGGGCAGAAGCAGGUGCGGCCGUGGGAAUUACGCCCAUCAAUGGGGUAGCAGGGGGCGAUGAGGAGGAGGAAGAGGAGGAUGUGGAGGUGGAGUAUGUGGGGGAGGAGGCUGGCGCUGCAAUGGAAAUGAAAGCAGGGGGCGAUGCGGAGGAGGAAGAGGAGGAGGGGGACGAGGAGGUGGAGUAUGUGGGGGAGGAGGCCGGCGCUGCAAUGGAAAUGCCGCUUCAACUUUCCAAGGCGUUUCUGAAGUCAUCUCUCACCUCCCGUCCCCCAUCUCCCAUCACCCUCCCAACAUCACGUGUGGCAGAUGGAGAGGCCUCGGAAGAGAGGCAGGCCGCGCUUGCACUGACUGGGGACUUUGUGUCCGCAAUUGUAACCCCAAACAACUGUAAUGAGGAUGAUAACUGGCCUAGCUUUGUGUUCCAAAUUUCUGUGCGAGCCGUCGUCAUGGGUCGCGCGUUGGUGCUUGCGUUGCUCGCGUUCUGCCUGGUGGGGUGCGCCUCGGCGCGCUAUGGCUCCCCCGCCAACGACGAGAAGGAGUUCAUCCCUGGCCAGCCCCAGGAGGCCUUUAAGAGCAGCGGCGGGCGCGUGGAAGUGUGGAGCCCGGACUUCAAGCAGCUUCAGGAUGCGGAUAUCGGCGCAGCUCUUGUGACCAUCGAGAGCCAGUCCCUGGCGCUGCCGCACUACACCGACUCGGCCAAGAUCAACUACGUGGUGGAGGGCGAGGCGUGCGUUGGGCUCAUCACGCCGCUCGGCAUGCCCACCAACAUGCGCCGCCUGCGCAAGGGCGACGCGUACAUUCACCCGCGUGGGUGGGCGCACUGGGCGUGGAACAACGGUAACCAGCCGUUCCGCGCGGUCAGCAUGGCGGAUACUUCCAAGGGCCCGCAGCGCGGCCAGUACACGUCGUUCCACCUCAUCGGCGCGCAGAAGGAGCAGACCGGCGGCAUCCUGCACGGCUUCAGCUCCGACCUGCUCGCGCGCGCGUGGAACGUGGAGGAGAACGACGUGAAGCAGCUUCUGCAGGGGCAGAAGGAGACGGCCUUCGUGAAGGUCCAGCAGAGGAGCCAGGUCGACGCGCUGAACGCCGCAAUCGACGCUCUCAACGCGCGCUCCGGCGAGAACAUCUUCGGCGAUUUCUCGUACAACCUGAUCGAGAACGAGGCGGAUAUUCAGCGCGAGGGCGCGGGCCGCGUGACGUGGGCGAGUGGCUGGAAGCUUCCGAUGUUCCGCAAGGUUGGGUUCUCGGCUGCGCGGUUCGAGCUGGAGCAGAACGCGCUCGCGGCGCCGCAUUGGCUGGCGAACAGCGCGGCGCUGAUCUACGUGCUGAACGGACAGGGGCGGUUCGAGAUGACCCACUCCGAUGGGCGCACGGCGGUGCGGCGCGACGUGAAGCAGGGCGAGCUGAUUGUCAUCCCGCCCGGCCUCCCGCACGCCACGCUCGCCUCCGGCAACGGCAUCGAGCACAUCGCGCUUAUCACCAAGUCGCGCCCGCAGGUGGGCUUCCUCGCGGGAGCCAACUCCGUCUACCGGUCACUGUCUCCCCUCCGUUCCUCGCCCCUUGCUUCCGCCUCCCCCCCGCCGUCUCCCCCAUCCUCCAGCUCGCCUCCGGCAACGGCAUCGAGUACAUCGCGCUCAUCACCAAGUCGCGCCCGCAGGUGGGCUUCCUCGCGGGGGCUAAAUCAUCGUUUCUCCCUGUCUCUUUCCGCCGUUUCCCCCCUUGUUCCCCCGCCCCCAGCUUUCCUCCGGCAACGGCAUCGAGUACAUCGCGCUCAUCACCAAGUCGCGCCCGCAGGUGGGCUUCCUCGCGGGGGCCAACUCCGUCUACCGCUUACCCCUUGUUCCCCCCUAUUGUACCCCGUUUCUUCCGCCCUCCGCCCCCUCCAGCUUGCUUCCGGCAACGGUAUCGAGUACAUCGCGCUCAUCACCAAGUCGCGCCCGCAGGUGGGCUUCCUCGCGGGGGCCAACUCCGUCUACCGCUUCCUGCCGCGCGCCAUCCAGCAGGCCGCUUUUAACGCGGACGAGAAGCUGAUUGAGAAGCUUCGCAGCACCCGCCAGCACGAGUACGUCAUCCUGCCGCCCAAGGGCCACCAGCCCAAGCCCAGGGGGUUCUCCAAGGAGGACGAGGAGGACGUUGAUGUCGAUUUCAGCAUCAUCGACACUCCCUAUGGCUUCUAG
Messenger RNA from Closterium sp. Yama58-4, 11544 nucleotides. Lineage: Eukaryota; Viridiplantae; Streptophyta; Zygnematophyceae; Desmidiales; Closteriaceae. The record is from the annotation of a GenBank genome assembly.